UACAUUGACAAUAACAAUAGUUUGGUUUCAUUUAAAGAUUCUUCAAUCUGGAUGGAAUUUUCUUUUCAAUUUAACAAGCAACAAAUAAUGUAUUCAUGUUUAGAAUAAAAAGCCAUAGUAUCAGUAAAACUGAGAGAUAAAAUGGCUUUGUACGAAGGCAUAGCGCUCAUCCAGGAGAAGCAAGCAGUGGUGCUCGAUCUUGGUUCUGAGUAUACCAAGUUCGGUUUCACGGGCGAGGCAGCGCCUCGCUGCAUCAUUCGCUCGCAAUUCUGGAGCCCGGAACUGCGCCGGUUCAAGAGAGUGUAUGACUAUGCUAAUGAAGAUGAGCUGUAUGAUAACCUGGUGCACAUGCUGCAUCUACUCUACUUCAGACAUGUGUUGGUGAACCCUAAAGAGAGGCGUGUUGUUGUGGCAGAGUCAUUGCUGACACCCACAGCAUUCCGAGAGACACUUGCCAAGGUGCUCUUCACACACUAUGAGGUGUCUGGAGUUGCUUGGGCCGACAGUCCCCGCCUGUGUGCAUUGACGCUGGGUGCGCCCAUCGUGCUCGUCGUCGAGAUUGGCGCGCGCGAAGCAGAGGUCUGCGCAGUGGUCCAUGGGUCGGUGGUGCUAAAAGCACUACAGGCAGCCCCAUUGGGUGCUUUAGCGGUGCGAGCCGAACUUGCACGCAUCCUCGACGAGGAUAAUAAAACAGAGUUGAACCUGGACCCUAAUGUGCUCGAAGAUAUUGCAGUGAAAACCUGCCUAGUCACGACUCGCGACCGAGCCGUGCAGUGGGCCUCCGACACCCCACCGACGCCAGCCAAGAGCGUGCGCUACCCGCUGCCGUCCGGCGGCACUAUUACCGUAUCCGGGCGCGCGCGCGAGCUGAGCGCCGAGCCGCUGUUCCUGCGCGACAACGAGUACAGCUCGCUGCCCGACCUGCUGCUGCAGUGCAUCAUGCAGUGCCCUAUAGAUGUGCGGCGCGCCUUGGCAGACAAUAUCCUGGUCUGCGGCGGUGGUGCAACGCUGCCCGGCCUGCGCGCGCGUCUGAAGGCUGAAUUGCAGCACGCGCUUACCGAGCCCGUUUACAGCGACCGCCUCCACCUAACAUCCCUAAAGUUCCACAACGCGCCCGCACACCCCAACUGCGUGUCGUGGCUGGGCGGGGCCGUGCUGCUGGCGGGCGCGGGGGCGGGCGCGGGCGCGGGCGCGGGCGAGGCGGCGCGCGCGGCGCCGCGCGAGGCCUUCCUGCGCGAGCGCCGCCUGCGCGACUGGGUGUGCCUGCUCGACAACACGCCGCCGCACCAUCCCGCCAGGGAACACCAUCAGAUCUAGCGCCGCCGUGCACAAAUUACCUGCAUUAACUAACUACACUCGCACUCGUUGUCGACGAAAUAAAAAUUAGCCUAUGAGCCGAUUGCGCCGACGAUUAUCGGAUCGAUCGACGUCGUUCAGCAGUGAAUUAUGGGUCUGAACGCUUUCUAGACUGUAUCUGAUUCAAAAUUAAUGCACUGUAACUUUAGAUCUAAGCUGAAUCAAUAGACCCACUUGCACCAACCACUUAACUGAAGGUUAGUGGGCUGUCAACUGUCAAAUUCCAUAUAAAAUGGUGGGUUAACCCACCAUUUUCGUUGGUGCAAGUGGCUCUUGGGUACCUAAUACUUAACUGUAUCACGUUUUAUUUAAGUAAUUUAUUUAUGAAAUAAAACUAUAUUGUUUAA
Molecule: messenger RNA, 1703 nt
Organism: Leguminivora glycinivorella
Lineage: Eukaryota; Metazoa; Arthropoda; Insecta; Lepidoptera; Tortricidae
Gene: Arp10
Product: actin-related protein 10
Exons: 8
Coding region: 142-1317 (391 amino acids)
Biological process (GO): retrograde axonal transport of mitochondrion
Source: RefSeq, a predicted model, not a curated record